This is a messenger RNA of Mycosarcoma maydis (corn smut), 3639 nucleotides long. RefSeq lists its product as uncharacterized. Gene Ontology annotation, biological process: mRNA splicing, via spliceosome. Gene Ontology annotation, cellular component: Prp19 complex; catalytic step 2 spliceosome; precatalytic spliceosome. The transcript has a single exon. The record is from RefSeq and is a predicted model, not a curated record. NCBI's taxonomy places the organism in Eukaryota, Fungi, Basidiomycota, Ustilaginomycetes, Ustilaginales. The coding region runs from base 1 to 3639 and encodes 1212 amino acids. Gene Ontology annotation, molecular function: protein binding.
AUGGUGCAGCAAAGUAGAGAUGCCAGCUCGCAUCCCGAUGAACCACCAGCCAAACGGCGCACGCUCCAGAUCAAGCUAGGUCGUCCACGUCCAUCAUCUGACUUUUCACACCCCGAACAGCCGUCUCCAUCGCUCAAUCGCAGUCGGCCUGGCCAUUCGCACGCCAUUCGCAUAUCUCUCAAGCGCAAAUCGACCGUCUCAGAAUCGCAAGCUGCCCCAUCUCGAUUGGCUGCUUACCCCGCAGAAGAUCAGGAUGAGGACGACGACAGGGACGAGGAUGAGAAUGAGGAUGACGAUCAGGAUGUUGGUACAUUAAACGCUUCCGAGCAAGACGACGAUGACAGGGAACCAGACAAUGCCGAAGAUGACCAGCAGGAUGACGAUGGAGAAGAAGAGCAAGACGAAGAGGAAGAGGAUCAACAAGACGACCUUGAUGAGAAUCAAGAUGGCGAAGGUGACAACGUCGAUAGCGUAGCGCGCGGCAAUGCUGCAUCCAAUCCACGUACUCGCGGAUUGAAUGGCGCUUUCAGGAGCAUUUCUGCUGGUACCGCCAACCCUUCUCGCCGACCUAUCAAACGCCUCCGAUCAAAGGGUCUCUACGAAGCGCUGCCCAAGCUGAUCGAGAAUCUGCAGCGCCGCGAUAGCUACAAGUUCUUCUGCGAGCCUGUCAAUCCGGACGAGGUCCCUGGUUACUCGGACGUUAUCAAAUCGCCCAUGGACUUUGGUACCAUGCAACGCAAAGUCCAAGACCGACUGUACAGCCACAUGGACCAGGUCAAGGCUGACUUUCAGCUCGUCAUUUCCAACGCAAUGACAUUCAAUCCUGAAGGCACACUCUACUACAACGAAGCAAAACGCAUCGCUGCAUGGGGUAAUCGGGCGAUUGAGCGAGAAGGCAUGGCUGUCAAUGACAAUGGACGUGCAGGUCUCAAGGGCGAAGAGAUGAGGCGGCAAAGAAGACUGGAAAGAGAAGCAGCUACUGUUACUUCUGUCGGCGUUUUGGAAGGUCCGUCGUCUGUGGACGAUGGCCACAGUCGUAGGCCCCUUCGCGGCUCGACAGCCAAUCAGCAGCCGGCGCUGGACGAUGCGAGUCAGCAGCGAGUAGGCGACCAAAACGCAUCCGAAGAGCUGACAACACGUUCAGCUGCAAGGGGAUCACGCUUUGCCUUCAGCGCGGGUGUAGAGGCGUUGAUGGAAGCUGCGCGAGUCACUUCACAGGCAAGGCAACGUGCAGCCAUCGCACUGGGCUUGACAGGGGGUACUUUGACACGCGAAGACUCGGUACAGCCAGGCGCAGGUGUAAAGGCCGAGGGCAAUGCUGAUAUGGACAUCGACGAUGACGAGGACGAGAAUGUGUCGGACGAGGAAGGCGGCAUACGCGCCAAUGUCACCAGAGAGCGUUCGGUAACCGUGGAUUGUGCAGCAGGCGUCAAUGGCCGACAAUGUGGCUCAUCGCAGCCAUGCGGCACACCCUCGACACCUCUGGGACAACGGCAGGCCAGCCCGGGCGCGUUGAGGCGUCGGCUGGCAGCAGUGACAGGUACACCUGCUCAGGCUUUGGCUAGUCCUAUGGGAGCGUUGUCAGCUGUAGCAGGUGGAACGAGUAGGGCUUCUAAGCAUUCCAAGCACAGGAAACGUCUUAGUGCACCAGGAACCCCCAAGCGUUUGCUUGCACGAACGGGACUGACGGGCUCGGGCACACCUCUUGCCAGUGUAGCUUCUUCUUCUGGUGCGGCAACGGAUAGCGCCGGACUCACACUCGACCCAGCUGCGACUGCUGCCGCCGCAGCCCAGCUCAUUGCCGAUUUGUCACAAACCCAGAUUCAGACAACCGCAGCCAGCUACUCAUUCGAGGACAACGGCUCGAUUAAUCCAGAAGAUAUCGACGAUCUGCAGGCUUUCUUGACGCUCCAUCGUAGUGGCAAGCACAUACUGAUGCCGACAAUAGAGUCGCUUCAUCCAAUACCUUUUAUUCCUGGCGACUAUAUCACUAAUAGCGGCGCAGAAGGCAAAGCUAAAGACCAGGACAAAGAACAGGAGCGCUCAAAGGAGAAGGAAAAGGCAAAGGAUAAGGGUGCAACAGACGAUGGCGAUGACGAGGACGAGGACGGCAAAGGUGACACCAGGGAAAAGGGCGACAAAGAUCCGCUCUCGACACUUCCACCCUCGCGUCCUGGUGCGCCUGAUCCACUCUACUCUGCCAUUGCACCUGAGCCUGAGCCGCUACAGAGCAACCUCAGCCACGAUGUGGAGCCACUGCCACGACACUUUCGAAACUUGCCCUUCCACGCACCGAGCUUACCGACCAGGUCGCUGCAGGAUCAGGCAUCGUACGGCGUGCUUCACUCGUGGGACAAUCCAGCCUACGCUGAAGCUCUCAAGAAUGACAAGAGACCCAAAAAGCAAAAGGACAAGGAGCGCGAGAAGGAACGCGAGACGCUCGAAGACUGGAGUUACUUCCGACCCACUCUGACGCGUCUUCUCGAGAUCACCGAUCUCGGACCUUUUACUGCGUUAGUGCCGACAACCGAACAAGACCAAAGGUCGGAACCGGCGAAGAUGAUGGCGAAGGGCAAGACGGCAAGAGCUACCAAGGGCGCGCAAGCAGUGACCUCGCCCACACCGGCGUUCUCUACGACUCUACUGGGGGAGCAAGGCAUUCAGGCUAUCAAAACGGAGCUUGGACAAAGCGAGGAAGGUCUCAGGCAAGCACAGGGGAUCCUCAUGCGAUACAUUGGGGCCGCUAAAGCUGGUAUUGCAACGACACGAAACGGUAGCUGGACUCAGGCGGAGCAACAAGCAGCCAGCAGAUAUGUGUCAGAUACAGUGUAUGCUGGAGUUACCGGAAAUGCCUACGUCCGCAGCGUGGGCGAAUUUGUAGGUGGUGCGAUACACCACGCCAUGUUGCUGGAUGAGGCCGACGAUGCAGAAGAGCAGCAAAUUGCAGAAGCAGAGAAGAAGCUUUUGCUGGCAGCAGCGAUGCGCAAGGUGACAGAGACCGAAGCCACACCCGAGCCGAGCGCUGCUUCGCGGCGUGGACCGUUCAUGUGGCGUGAUACGACCGAGGAAGCAGCUGGCACAGCUACACCGUCGGUAGGUGGUGAGCCAGACACCUCUUGUGUUGCUCACACCACUGCUCUUGGCACUUGGAUGGCAGAAUUGGAAGAUUCAGUGGUCAAGCCGGUCAUAUCCGAGGUGCUUGAGGACCUGGAAAAGGGGGAAACAAAGCUGGCUCCGUUGCGCAAACCUCUAGCACAUGUGGUGGAGGAGGAAGUCAUCCGACCCAUCACUGGUCACACGCUCGAUGUUUUGCAUCUGGUGGCCGUGCUACUCGAGGCGCACGGCUUCGAAGAGCUUAAUGUAGAUGAAAUCGAGGCGCGUCUGCUGCGCAACAAGAUGAGGCGACAUGGAAUUAAUGGUGGCGAGGUGCAGUCGCAUGCAGCUCCUCGAGCACAAGCGGUGGCUGAGCCGGCCUCGGCUACCAAUACGUUCCUUGCGCCAUCGCAGCCACCCAUUCCUUUCCAGGCAGAGCUUGACUGGCUCCAGGGUCAACCAGACCUCUCGAAGCUCUUGGACGAAGCACGUUUGGAUGUUGACAGUCUAGGGUCUAUUGUCAACUAUAUCGUUCAGAGCGCGUAG